Cryptococcus wingfieldii CBS 7118 is the source of this 2376-nucleotide messenger RNA. RefSeq lists its product as hypothetical. The transcript is spliced from 2 exons. Gene Ontology annotation, cellular component: cell tip; Golgi to plasma membrane transport vesicle. Bases 1 to 2376 code for a protein of 791 amino acids. Lineage: Eukaryota; Fungi; Basidiomycota; Tremellomycetes; Tremellales; Cryptococcaceae. The record is from RefSeq and is a predicted model, not a curated record. Gene Ontology annotation, biological process: exocytosis. Gene Ontology annotation, molecular function: guanyl-nucleotide exchange factor activity.
AUGCACCCCGCGGGCCCCAGCGCCUUCUACAGCCCCUACGGCUCGCGCCCCCCCUCCCGCUCCGCCUCCCCCGCCCCCCACUCUCCCGGCGGCGUCGUCCAGCCCCCCUUCGACUUUCCCAGCGUCUCCUUCCCCCCGCGGCUCAAGAACAUCGGCCGCCAGCUGUCCCAGAUCUCAAACGACUUUUUCUCCGAGGAUGAGGGCGAAACCAUGACCGCCAGGAGGGAGGCGUUGAAGAAACAGGAAGCUGGGGGAACCCGGCCUCAGACGCCCGUGCAGAAGGGGUUCAAGAUUGAGAGCGUGCCAGGGAUGGGGGAGGACCCGGUGAUGUGUCCCUUCUGCGAGAAACCUCUUCCACCGGCGCUGUUUCUCGAGCACACGCACCACUCUGAUCCCAAGGCUACGCCCAAGUCUGUCAAAUCCAAGGAGAAACAGCAAGACGCCCCUAUGCCCAAGACGCCCAAAGUGUCGUCCGAAGACUUGGCGACUACCGUCAAGGAGGGCGACAUUGCCAACCACAAUUUUGCAGAGGGGCUCGUGUCUGCGGAUGAUCUCAGGAGGUGGGCAUCUUUGGCCGGUAUCACCCUGUCUGAAUCAGCCAUCCCCAAGCCAGCUACGACUGCUACUCCGAAAAAGGCCUCUCCCGAACCGGUCAAGCCGGCCGAAUCCAAAGCCUUCCCCCUCCUCCCUCCACCGCCUCCACCCUUACAGGCUGGUAGUGGAAACCCAUCUCAGAAAGCCAAACCUUCACGGCAGGAUUCCGGCUCAGGUAGAUUCGGCUUCUGGAAAAGCUCAAAGAAGGAGGACGAAGAGAGUAGUGAUGACGAAGGAGGCGCUGUGGGGUAUCAGAAGAUUGGAGCGGGAGACGAGGAGAGCGAUGAUGAGGAGAAAAAGGUCUCGGAAGUGAGCAGCAAGAAAGACAAGGAGACAGCGGAAGAGACUGUGGCAGUGAAGGACUUUGUACAGGACGAGCCUGUUGAGGUGCCGGAGAAGACUGACUCGGAAUCCGAGCCAAAGGUCGAACCCGUCGUUCCAGUGGACGAUGUAUUUCCAGCUUCCCACGAUGAUCUCAAGAUCGUUCUGGCAGAGGUCCUGGCCAAGGUCGGCCAGAUGUCUCAAUCACAAAACGCCCUCUUGACAUCUCAUUCGUCUCUUCUUACAUCCCUCAAGAUCGCCCGCUCCAAUCUCGCCAUGGCAGAGGCCAACACUGAAAUGCUCGAAGCCCAGCUGGCUCGUGGUCCCACGCCUGUCGUGCCUAUCAAUCAGCGGACAGUCAGCAGCCCCGUGACGUCGACGCACCCCAGCCGGCCUAUUUCUGCCAUGGGCGACAAGCAGCGACCGUCCAACCUUCAGCUGUCCUCUCUUGAUCCCGCCGGCGCCCCUGCAUCUGCACCGGCAAAUGGUUCGGAGAAAUCCUCUUGGUUCUCCAACAACAAGAAGAAGCUUGGGAAUCUCAAUCUUCCCAGUGCUGUUUCGAUAGUCGACUCUUUCUCCUCGCCCACUACCGAGUAUGCUAGCAAGGGCAGAUCAAGUGGCGACUACUUUGGCGGAAGCGCGAUACCGUAUGGAGCGGCCAUGCCCAACGAACGGCCUGGGGUCAGCAGGACACAGAGUCAUUCGAGCGUCUCUCGGUCCUUGGGCGGGACCACCACUAUCGCCCGCCCUGCCCAAAGCGCCGACAUUACCCAGCUCCGCCAAGCGUACUCUGCUGCUGUCGCGCAGAUCAGCGCUCUUACCACCGAAGUUGCUGAUCUCAAAUCGGGCAAGAAGGAGAUGGAAGAGGAGCUUGAGAGUCUCAGCCAGGAGCUGUUUGAGGAAGCCAACAAGAUGGUGGCGGACGAGCGAAAGAAGCGGGCAGAGGCAGAAGAGAACUUGAAGGAAGUGAGGGAGGAGAAGGAUGCCUUGAAGGAAACUGUCAAGGUGCUUGGUGGAAGGGUGGACUCGCCUGCCCCGGGAGUGCAGGAGGAGCCGGCGGAAAACAAGUCGCUUCCGGGGUCUGAAAAGCUCGAACCACGAGAUCUGGACAAGCACUAUGCUGCUCUGCGCAAGUCUAUCCACCACGUGUCGUCACCUCCCACCUCACCGCCUGCCACCCAACCCUCAUUCCCCGACGUCCUCCACCAGCCCCUACCGGUGCUUCCUUUGAGCAAGGAACACGCCACAAUGUCUAUAGUGCCGGAACAAGGUAGAUCCACAGCCACACCCCCGAUUGAUAUACCCUCUUCGAGACCCGUGUCGACACAGAUACCAGCAGAGUCGAACCCCUGGGCGUCAUCGCUAGAGUCGAGCGAGGGGGAGGACGGUCGGCCAGAAUUCAAGAUGAGUUUGAUGACGCCGAGUCCUCAGCCUGAGGAGAAGGAGAAGGAGGUUGAAUGA